AUGGGAAAUAGAGCUGCCCAUCUGCUCUUGCUGCUUGUGCUGUGUUAUGAGAUCACAAUGGCAGUGGGGUUAUAUAGAGAAGAAAAGGAAGACGAGAGAGGAGAGAGGGAUGUAGAAGAGAGAGAUAAGCGAGAAGAGUGGUUCUUGUUGCAAAAUUCAAAGCGAGUGGUUAAAACUGAUGCUGGGGAUAUGAGGGUGCUGAAGAAUUAUGGUGGAAGGAUUACAGAUAGGCCUAUGCAUAUUGGGUUCAUUACUAUGGAGCCCAGAACUCUUUUUGUUCCUCAGUAUAUCGACUCCAGCUUGAUUCUCUUCAUCCGUACAGGGGAAGCCAGGGUUGGAUUGAUCUACAAGGAUGAGUUGGCAGAAAGACGAUUGAAGAUGGGAGAUAUCUACCGAAUUCCUGCCGGCUCAGCAUUCUACUUGAUGAACGCAGAGGAGGGGCAGAGACUUCACAUCAUUUGCAGCAUUGAUCCAUCUGAGAGUUUGGGAUUGGGCGCUUUCCAGUCCUUCUUCAUUGGUGGGGGAACCUAUCCGACAUCCAUUCUUGCUGGUUUUGAACUAGAAACCCUGUCAACUGCCUUCAAUGUGACAGCAGAUGAAGUGACGGAAAUGAUGACCAGGCAACAAGAGGGUCCGAUAGUUUUCAUAGGUGAUUCUAGGGCACCAAGGGCAAGCCUGUGGACAAAAUUCCCUCAAUUGAAGGAGCAAGAUAGGCUACAGCACCUAAAGAGAAUGGUGGAAUUCCAACAACCACCCAAUCAAGAAAAGGAGCAAAUGACGUGGUCAUGGAGGAAACUCUUACAUUCAAUAAUUGGACAGGAAAAUAAGAAAAAAGGUGAAAAAGCCGGCAAAUCCCCUGAUUCAUGCAAUAUCUAUGAUAGACGGCCGGACUUUAGAAACAACUAUGGAUGGAGCAUGGCCCUGGAUGAGUCUGAUUAUCCGCCUCUGCAACACUCUGGUAUCGGGGUCUAUCUAGUUAACCUCACUGCGGGAUCAAUGAUGGCACCUCAUGUUAACCCAACAGCAACAGAGUACGGAAUUGUUUUGAGAGGAAGCGGCAGGAUACAGAUUGUGUUUCCAAAUGGAACGCAAGCCAUGAAUGCAAGAGUAAAAGAAGGCGAUGUUUUCUGGGUUCCAAGAUACUUCCCCUUCUGUCAAAUUGCAGCUCGGUCAGGCCCUCUUGAAUUCUUUGGAUUCACAACUUCAGCUGCCAAGAACAGGCCACAGUUCUUGGUUGGUGCCAACUCAAUUCUUCAAACCUUGGGAAGCCCUGAGCUUGCAGCUGCAUUUGGUGUAAGCGAGGAUAGGAUUAAGCGCGUCAUUAAGGCGCAGCGUGAGGCUGUUAUAUUGCCUUCAGCAACUGCAGCGCCACCAGAUGAGGAGGAGCGGGUGGCCAAAUUCGAGAGGGUGCCAAAGGUGAUCAAGAGCUUUGGUAACGAAAUGAUCAUGGGUUUCGAUUAG
Molecule: messenger RNA, 1461 nt
Organism: Dovyalis caffra
Lineage: Eukaryota; Viridiplantae; Streptophyta; Magnoliopsida; Malpighiales; Salicaceae
Source: the annotation of a GenBank genome assembly